Molecule: messenger RNA, 359 nt
Organism: Ilex paraguariensis (yerba mate)
Lineage: Eukaryota; Viridiplantae; Streptophyta; Magnoliopsida; Aquifoliales; Aquifoliaceae
Source: the annotation of a GenBank genome assembly
CACGGACAAAUAGUUGUGAACAGAUUGAGCCAAUGAAGGUAUUUUCAGUCCUGCUUCUGUUCAUGGUGCUACAUGAACUGAAACUGCUGCACAAUAGUUGCAAGGACAAUGCUUAUUUUGCUGAAGGGGUAAGGCUGCAAGCUAUUUCGUUGUUGGUCAUAGAUCUAGUUCCUUCCGACGAUGCGUCGUCUAAGUUGAAGGUGGUGUCGGAUAGGCGCAGACCACUACGACCACCACCACCAAAAGCAAAUCUCGGGCGACAUCCCAAACAUUCCCCCGUGCCCCCAUCGCCACCAGGCUGUCCACCUCCACCUCCACCUCCACCUCCACCUCCACAGCCACCAACACCACCAUGUUGA